Molecule: messenger RNA, 504 nt
Organism: Penicillium lagena
Lineage: Eukaryota; Fungi; Ascomycota; Eurotiomycetes; Eurotiales; Aspergillaceae
Product: ester cyclase
Exons: 2
Coding region: 1-504 (167 amino acids)
Biological process (GO): polyketide metabolic process
Source: RefSeq, a predicted model, not a curated record
AUGACAAUUGAAGAGCAAAAUAAAGCAAUCGUCGCCAAAUAUUUUGACGAGUACUGGGCCAAAGGAAAUGUAUCAAUUGUCGAUGACCUUUGCUCGGAUGACUUUUUGAUGGUCUAUCCUAAUCACGGCCCACGUCACGGUAAAGCAGGCGCCAAAAAAAUGCUCUCUGAGUUUCGAGAGGCUUUUCCAGACCUAACUUUUCGAGCCUACGGAUCCCCCAUGAUUGCCGAAGGCAACUAUGUCGCCGCUCAGUGGAUUGGUGGCGGUACACACACCGGUGUCGCUUUCGACGAUCUCGUUGUAGGCAAACUGGCAAAGCCAAAUUCUGGAAAAAAGAUUCACUUUUCGGGGAUAACCAUUUUCACCCUUGAAAAUGGAAAAAUUACCCGAGAGAUUGCGGAAGAAGGAGGACUCACUGUUUUGCAGCAACUGGGUUUAGUUUCGCAACCAAAUCUGGGAAAAGAAAUAAAGUAUGACGCCAAUGGAGACCAAAUAUAUAUCUAG